CCGAGCCGGCCGUCGGGAGCGGCUGCAGAGCCCGCCGGCCCCGCCAUGGGCUGCUCCAGCAGCGCCCGCAGCCGCCCCCAGGAGCCGCCGCCGCUGCCGGCAUGCUCAGGUGCAAACACCCUGACUGCAGAUGACCACGGAACUGUAGCUGACCAAGCACAGCUGGAGCCAGCAGAGUGUGUGAGCCUUGCCUCUGAGGAGACCAGCCCAGGCGAGCAGCUGCCGGGAGAGGAGGCUUCAGCCACGAUCCUGAAGGUGGAGGGGCAGACAGAGUCGGUCAGUAAAAGGGAGGAGCCAGAGGGAACCGAGCCCCUGCCUGCAGGAGAGGAGGAGAGCUCUGAGCUGCCCUCUGUGUGGCGAGAGGAGAGCAGGGGGCCUUCACCGCCAGCACCAGGAGAAGAUGCUGGGGCACCAUCUCCAGAACCAGCAGAGGACAGUGGGCUGGUGGAGGGCAGUGACAGCUCUGUAGUGGAAGUUGUCGAGAAAGUACAUGUUACUGAAGAGGAGCACCUCGUUGAGGGUGAGACGGGAGAACAGGUGGAAACUGAGCUGCUCGGUGAGACAGUAAGUGAAGGGCCUGAAACAAAAGAAGAAGAAACAGGAGAAGCUGUGGAUAGUGCAGCAGCGACAGAGAUAGAGACAGCUAAUAACAAGGAAUAGAAGUUAUGUCUCAAUGAACAUCCUCUUCUUGGGCCUGCUCUUCUGUUCUGUUAAAUUUUAUUGGGUUGGGAAAAUAUAAAGGCUUUUAUGGAUUGAACCACAAGCUACAGACACAUGAAUAGGAGGCAUCAGAAAAAGUUUUAUAUAAUACAGAUUUUUUGAAGUCAAGCUGCCAAGACUUCAAGUGUUUGAAACACCCAAACUUUCAUCUCCCUGCCACAGAGUGCCUUCUAUACACACCAGCAUAAUUUUUCAACAGCAGUAUGAUCAUUCCUUUUUCAAUUAGGAGUUUUUCCCAGGUUCAGAUUAACUGGCUUCAAAUUGUUGAAACCUUCAACCAACAUUAUAUAGCAUGAUGAAUACAGUGUAGCUUUUUUCUCUUCAAUUAUUGUAUGUAGGCAGGUUCUCUGAGUGCCUGGACUACCAAUGUAGGCAGCUGCUGAAAUGUACAGCAUGUAGAGGACUGGGAGAGGAAAUUUACCAAGCUCUAACUAAAUGCAGAGGGGAGUUUUCCAGAAAAUAGAAGAUAACAGAGUGCAGUGUCCAGGACCCAUCUGUGUGCUGCUCACUCCCCAUUUUUAAACUCAAAUUUAUUGAAGGGAUUGUAGUACAAUACAGGGGGCAUUUUUAAUUGAGUGGGAUGUUUUAGUUGCAUAAAUCCUAGAAGAUAACUUCACAGCUGUUAACAUUCAUGGCCAAUAAUAAGCUGUCUUUGGGUGUGUAGCUCUCCACAAAUGUGCAUUUGUGGCUUCUAAAAUGGACUUCUAAGAGAGAAAAUACAGACCUGUCUGAGAGACAAAUAUAAGCCUGUUCCCAAAGAAAAGGUUAUCUAUUAUAUUUCUCUAUGCUAGCAGGGACUGUCUGGGUUCUUUUCCAAAAUGCUAAAUAAUAAUUUUGGAGAUGAAGAUGAAUGGCAAUACUUUCAAACAAAUUUCCUGUGAAAACAAGCCCUGGAUAGGAUUUGUGUUUUGGAUCAGAUAAAGAGUAGAAAUUUGUUCUGGUGCUGAAUGUUGCAGGAUCACAGAAUCGAUUAGGUAGGAAAACAACUCUAAGUUACUUGAGUCCAAGUGUUGACUGAACCUUGUCAACUAGACCAUGGCAGUAAAUGCCACGUCCAGUCAUUUCUCAUCCAGGGAUGGUGACUCCAACAUCGCUCCAAUAUUUAGCAACCCUUUUUGUGAAGAAAUUUCUCCUGAUGUUCAACCUGAACCUCUGCUGGCACAGCUUGAGGCUAUGUCCUGUGCAAACGGACUCUCUAUAAUACAAACAUAUAUAAUUGCUGGGGACUGUGUUGGCAAGAUCUCUGGCAUAAGGAUGUAGGACAUGGAGAAAUGGUCAGUUACCUAAAAAUGGCAAGCACAAUAUUGCUCUUUUAUUAGCUUUAUUGUAUAAUAGGACUUAACAAAAAUCCUAACUGUCACCAGCAAAUUACACAAAUCCCCUCUAAGAGAUAAUUUUGUACUGCAUGUACAUGUCUGACUCCAGCUGACUCUGAUUUGUAUUAAAUAAUCUAAUUGAUAUCCUUGGCCUAUUAACCUUUUUUAUAAGCUGAUAGUUCUUGGCUGUGACACUAAAUCUAAGGUUUUCUCCUUAGCAGCAUUCUUAAGAACUUGUCAGUUUCACUUAAUGUCAACUUCCUGUAGGCAACAUCACAAACUUUUAAAAUUCAAGUGCAUACCUUUUUCUUAGGGAAUUUUUGCUAGGUGGAUGUCACUUUUAAUUUAUUUUUUAGUUUUUCUAGCCUUCUGUAAUAAAGAAGCUUAAACGAGCUGCUAGUUCUAUUGAAAAAUCUAUUGACAUUAAAAUGAGUAUCAAAAAUUCAAACAGAAGUAGUCAAAGUUUUUAUCCACAUAGUCAAACCAUUCCAUGAAAAGAAGCCAUGAAAAACAACACCAUGCACUUUCAAGAGCUGAGGAGUAGGGGAACAGGUACUGAGCAGAAUGAGAACACCCCAAAGUGACAUGGAACUGGGCUGGGUGUACAGCCAUGUUCCAGGAUGCCCCAAGCACUUCCACUUCAGCUGCAUCUCAUGGCUGGUUUCCUCCUGUGAGCUGGGAAUUCAGUUCAGCCACCAGCACAUGUGCCAGCACGGCCCCACUCCAAAACACAGGAGAUUAAAUCGGCAGAGACAGGCUGCCUACUGGCAAGAUCAUGAACUGCAGUCUAGCAAGCAUUAAACUAUUUUUAAGCAUAAACCAACAAGAGCUCUGGGACAGAGAUCAGUAGUAUUCAUAGCAACAGAGGAGACUGCACUUGGAAAUAAAAUGUGAAGAUACAAGGGAGUCAAAAUGACCUGCUCACCUCAGAGUCACUCCUUCUACCGCUGUUGUAACAAGGAAGACAGGUGACUAUAUAUGUUCUUCCUCACUGUUCAGCUUCUUCAGGCCAUUAAGCAAUGCAGAUGAAAACAAGAGGAAUAUAAACCAGGCAGUGACUAAACAGUAGCAGUCUUUCUCAAUCAUCUUCAUCCUUACAUAGUCUGUAAUCACAACAGGCAAAUUUUCUUUUUCUUUUCCUGAAGAGGAAGCAUGCUUGAUACUACAUUAAACAUGAAAAGUUAAAUCACCUAAAUUAUUAAAAUGUGCUUGCUAGAAAUAUGCUGUACACUUCUGCCCUGAGAAAUAAGACAUCCCUACCAUGCAAAUUUAAUUGGUUUCUCAAAGAGCUUUCUCCUGUUAAAGGCUGGGAAAAGAAGGAUAUGCUGCAAUAUUUAUGUUUAUAGGAUACACCCCAGAUCUUAAGCAACAUGUUGUUUUUGUUUUUUUUUAAAUUCAGUCAAGCAUUUUUGAUGAUUGUUUUGUAUUUUAUCAAAAGCUAAACAAUCUUCAGUCCUCAAUUCAUCCAAGGUAGAAGUAACCAUUCCUCACAGAAGGGAGUGCUGGCAAGGCACUUGAAAGAACAAACUUAAUGUCCAAGCUAACAAGAAAGUUCUGGUAGAAUUUUUUUUCUAAUUACCAAUAAAUGCAGCCCUGGAAGAGGUUAAAUUUGCACCCAGUCAGCUCUGUGCAGACACAUAGACACACUGCAGGGUCUCAGAAGAUCCCUGCCCAUCUGGCUGGCUGGGGUUGGCUCUUUCACACAGUGAGGAACUGCUUUUAGGUAAACACUGCAGCAAGAGCAAGUGCUGGCAGAAGAAGAUUGGGACAGUUUAUGUGGUUUAACAGAACACAGCUUCAUUAAAACUAGGUGCUGAAAUUUUUUUUUGCAUUGUUUAAUCUGUAGAGAAUAUAAUCAAUAAAAGAAGAAAGAGUCUUACUAAAAGAAACACCUGGUAGAACAUACACAUUUCAGUACUUUAUACACUGCUUUACUUUCACAGAAAGAGGUGUUUUGCUGUGUUUUUUUAGUUACAUGUGAUAGAAACAGAUUUUAAAUGCCGAAAUCAGGAUGCCACAAGAUGAAUUGCAACUUUGUAUUUUGCAUGCAGCUCAUUCUAGCAAAGAAAAAAAAAACAACCCUGUUUUUAACAUACCUCUGUUUAAGACUGGAUUUGUUAAAUGUCUAUGUACUCAGUAGUUUGCAAAUUAAGACCUAAGAAAUAGGCUUUUCAUAUUGGAGAAUCAUGGGUGUUGGCCUUUUUGUUUUAAAGAAUAGAAUCAAAUAAUAUA
This is a messenger RNA of Haemorhous mexicanus (house finch), 4268 nucleotides long. RefSeq names its product glutamate rich 5 (gene ERICH5). The transcript has 4 exons. Lineage: Eukaryota; Metazoa; Chordata; Aves; Passeriformes; Fringillidae. The record is from RefSeq and is a predicted model, not a curated record. The coding region runs from base 46 to 660 and encodes 204 amino acids.